GGAUAUGAAGGAGGAGGAGGACAUAAUAAUCCCAUUUUCAUUUUCAUAGUCAUAUCCUCUUCCAGAAAAACACGUUCGUUUCUGAAAAUCCCCGAAGAGAGAGAAGGGAGUCAAAGAGACGAACAAACAACGCAGUGGAGGAAAAUUCUUUGACGGCCGGGAAAAUGCAGGAAAAUCUGUUCGUGUUUUGUGCAGCGUAGAGAAAUUCGCAGACUCAGGGCCCUUCCUUGUGAUGAUUCCGAUUGGUCAUUGAGCUUUGAGCAGUAUCCAUUUGUUGCCAAGCCUUUCUUUCCCUUCUCGGCACUGAAAGUUUUUUCACUUUCACCUGUUUAGAAGGGAAAGAAGGUGUAAAUUUUGAAAGCAAUUGAAGUUUUCAUUGCUCAUCCGUGUCUAAUCUGACUAAAAAAAAUGAGUACAAUCUCGGGCAUGGUUUCAAGGCAAGUAAUGCCGGCAUGCGGUAGCCUUUGUUUCUUUUGCCCUGCAAUGCGGUCAAGGUCUAGACAACCCGUCAAAAGGUACAAGAAGCUCAUUGCUGAUAUUUUUCCUCGAAAUCAGGAGGAAGGGCCAAAUGAUCGGAAGAUUGGAAAACUUUGUGAAUAUGCUGUUAGAAAUCCUUUGCGGUUACCCAAGAUCACAACUUCUCUCGAGCAAAGGUGUUACAAGGAAUUAAGAAAUGAGAACUUUCAAUCUGCAAAGAUCGUCAUGUGCAUUUACAGGAAACUAUUGGUAUCCUGCAAGGAUCAAAUGCCUUUAUUUGCUAAUAGCUUGCUAAGCAUUAUUCAGACUCUCUUGGAUUUAACUAGAGAAGAUGACAUGCGUAUUAUUGGGUGUGAGAUUCUGUUUGACUUCGUAAAUAACCAGGAGGGUGGGACUUACAUGUUUAACUUGGAAGGCUUUGUUCCAAAACUAUGUCAAUUAGCUCAGGAAAUUGGGGAUGAUGGAAGGGCAUUGAGUUUACGUUCAGCUGGGCUGCAAGCACUUUCUGCUAUGGUCUGGUUUAUGGGUGAACACUCUCAUAUUUCGGUAGAGUUUGAUAAUGUUGUUUCGGUGGUCUUAGAAAAUUAUGGAGGUCAGAAGACAAUUCCAGAUAAUGUUGUUAAUGACAAUAACCGGUGGGUGGAAGCAGUACGCAAAAAUGAAGGUUAUAUAUCAUGUCCCGCAGAUACUCCAAUAAGGGUUCCUUCUUGGAGGGAAGUUGUGAAUGACAAAGGCGAAAUAAAUGUGACAAUGGAAGAUGCCCAGAACCCUUGCUUUUGGUCGAGAGUUUGCCUGCAUAACAUGGUCAGGCUGGGAAAGGAGGUUACAACUAUGAGGCGUGUUCUAGAAUCUUUGUUUCGUUAUUUCGACAAUGAGAAUUUAUGGUCUCCUGAACGUGGACUUGCUUUCCCAGUUUUAAAGGAUAUGCAGUUUCUAAUGGAUAAUUCUGGGCAAAACACACAUUUAUUACUGUCCAUAUUGAUUAAGCAUCUCGAUCAUAAAAAUGUCCUUAAACAACCAGCCAUGCAGCUUGAUAUUAUAGAGGUUACCACUUCACUCACUCAACAUGCAAAGGUUGAACAUUCUUUAGCAAUAAUUGGCGCCAUUAGCGACAUCAUAAGGCACCUGCGAAAGAGUAUACAUUGCUCCCUUGAUGAUGCAAAUCUGGGUGCUGAUAUAAUAAAAUGGAAUAGAAGUUUCCGAGAAGCCGUUGAUAAAUGCCUUGUACAACUGUCUGACAAGGUUGGAGAUGCAGGCCCAAUUCUUGACGUUAUGGCUAUGAUGUUGGAGAAUAUUUCUACUAUUACCGUAAUAGCCAGAACAACAAUUGCUGCUGUUUAUCGUACGGCUCAACUUGUAGCCUCUAUACCGAAUUCAUCAUAUCAAAACAAGGCAUUUCCCGAGACUUUAUUUCAUCAGUUGCUCCCAGCUAUGGUCCAUCCAGAUCAUGAAACGCGAGUUGGAGCUCACCGCAUUUUUUCUGUGGUUCUUGUGCCUUCUUCAGUUUGUCCUCAGCCUUCAUCUGUUGGUACCGAGCUAAAAAAGGGCUUGGGCCUUCCCCGGACUGUCUCAAGAACUGUCUCUGUCUUUUCUUCCUCAGCGGCUCUUUUUGAGAAGUUAAGAAAGGAUAAACUUUCCUCCAGAGAAAAUGCUAACCAACUCAGAAAAGAAAGUGUUACUAUUGAGGAGGAGCCAGUAACAAGUAACAGUGGAAUGCUUAGUAGAUUGAAAUCAUCUUAUAGUCGAGUAUAUAGUGCCAAAAAUCUUCCUCUAACAUCAAUAACGGAGGGAAAUUCUGAGAACAAUAAGGAACCGGAGGCUAAUUCCUUAAGGUUGAGUAGCCACCAGAUAACUCUUUUGUUUUCAUCAAUAUGGGCACAAUCCAUCUCUCCUGCAAAUUCACCUGAGAACUAUGAAGCUAUUGCUCACACUUACAGCCUUGUAUUGCUGUUUUCUCUGGCCAAGAAUUCAAGUCAUGAGGCUCUCAUUAGAAGUUUCCAGUUGGCACUUUCCCUGCGAGAUAUUUCUCUUAUUGAAGGAGGACCACUCCCACCAUCACGUCGAAGAUCACUCUAUAUGUUGGCAACUUCCAUGAUUCUCUUUUCAUCAACAGCCUUCAAUAUUCUCCCUCUUAUUGAUUGUGUCAGGGAUGCUGUUGCAGGAAAACAGGUUGAUCCAUUUCUACACUUGGUUGAAGAUCACAAGUUACAGGCUGUGAAGUCAGACCAGAUCCGAAAUAUUUAUGGAUCAAAAGAAGAUGAUAGUUUGGCCCUGGAAACUCUUUCAAACAUAGAGAUAACUGAGGAUCAAACUAGGGAAUCUUUUGCUACUGAGAUUGUGAAAAGCUUGGAAAAUUUGUCAGAUUCUGAAUUGUCCACCACGCAGGAGCAGCUGCUCAAUGAAUUCUUACCUGAUGAUGUGUGUCCCCUGGGAACCCAGAUGUUUAUUGAUGAUCCACAUAAGAUUUAUCAUGUUGGUCCCAAAAAUAGUAGAACUUCCAAGGAUGUAAUUACCUGUCAUAGUUUCCAACCUUCUUAUCGAAUGUCUCGGAUCUCAGAUUUAAAUGACUUUGCUGUUGUGCAGGAAAUUCCACUUUUUUCAAUGGAUGAUGAUGCUUUUGCUGAUCAGUCGGAGAGUCAAGUCAAAACGAGUCCAGAGUUGACCUUGGAACUCCCCCAACUUUUGAGUGUCAACCAGCUUCUAGAAUCAGUCCUGGAGACGGCUCAUCAAGUUGGAAGACUUUCUGUGUCAACAGCCACUGAUGUGCCGUACAAAGAAAUGGCACAUCACUGUGAGGCACUCCUAAAGGGGAAGCAACAGAAGAUGUCCUAUUUGAUGUCUGCCCAAAUAAGACAGGACAGUGAGUCAAAGGGCAUGGUGUUUCAUUCUCAUUUUGACACAGGUCCAUAUAGGGUUGGAAAUCCUUUCCUUGACCAAAAUGUUGCAGCCGGUUCGUGCAAGCCAGCAGUCUCUGCUGUGCCGCUGCAAUGUGCAACUGAGUACCAAAGUCAUUCCCAAGGCUUCAGGUUACCAGCAUCAAGUCCAUAUGAUAACUUUUUAAAAGCUGCUGGUUGUUGAUCCUACAUAAUCAUGUGAGCUGGAGAUGAAACUACCAGCAUCUAGUCAGAUCAGGGAUAUAAAGCUCAAAAAGGCUUCUUACCCACAGAGAUCCAAUGUUAUUAUACACCAUGCAUUUGUUUCUUUUCGUAAGCAGGAGCCAGGAAGAGAGACCAACCAGUUUGCGAUCUAGAUCAGUUAAUUAGUUCCUUUUUGUGCCUUCAAUUCUUUCAUUCUUCAUAUCCCCGGAUUUUUUGACGCGGCAGUAGGGGGAGAUCUUUUGAUUUGCUGCUUCUUCUCUUUCCCUAGUUAUCUCUUCUUUUGGCAUUAUAAAAGAGAGGUCUAUUUAUUAUUGUUAUUUUCAUCAUCUUAGGGUCAAUGUAUAUAAAGGACUCUGCUGUUGAUUAUAAUAUGAGAGAGUGCAAUCUUUAAUC
Carica papaya (papaya) is the source of this 3968-nucleotide messenger RNA. RefSeq names its product protein SEMI-ROLLED LEAF 2. The record is from RefSeq and is a predicted model, not a curated record. Lineage: Eukaryota; Viridiplantae; Streptophyta; Magnoliopsida; Brassicales; Caricaceae.